GUCGUUAACAUAAGAGACGGAGCAAAACUUUAGUUACAAAUCGUUCCUCCUCCUCCUCAUCUUCCUCACAGCUCUCGCUUCUGAUCUCUUACUUGCACAGAAAUCGAAAAUUUUCUAAAGCUUUUGUUCUAUUCUCUUCGUUUUCCUCUGGUAAUUGAAUCGUCGAAUUUGAAACUUGAUUUUCCCGUGUGUAUUUUUUUGAUGAUUUGUGAUCGUUUCUAAAAAUUAUAGUUUGAUCUUUUCAUGAUCCGUUGAUGAUUAUGACGGCUAGAGUUUAUUAACUUUCACUGAUGGGUUUCGGUUCUGUUUAUCGAUCUCUAACGGAAAUAUUUCCUCAGAUUGAUGCACGAAUUUUGAGGGCUGUUGCAAUAGAACACCCAAAGGAUGCUGAUGAAGCUGCUGCUGUGGUUCUUUCAGAGAUUAUUCCUUCCUUUUCCUCAAAUUUGUUCCAUAAUUUUACUCAAUCUUCGUACAAGUCAUCUGGAAGCAUUUCAGAGCGCGAAGUAGAACAUGGUUUGGAAGAUGUUGCUUCUAGGUGCCGCCCUUUUCUUGGAGCUUCUGGCUCAAAGGCCAGCACUUCUUCUUCUUCUUCUUCUUCAGAAACUCUUCCCCUGGUUGUUACCCGUGACCACAAUACCCGUGCUCUAAGUACUGAUUUGGUCUCAAACAUGAACGAGCUAACAACCUUGCAACCAAAUGUUGAUCCUGAUGUUUGCCAUAAAGACCUUGAAAGUGAGGAAAUUCAAUCAGUGAAAAAGGCUCGUGGAAAAGAGAAUGGAAACUAUGAUUUAUUUGGUAGGUGUUUUGAUGUUACGAGCAAUGCAAAAAUUGGUUUGGAUGUGCCAGAGGAUGAUAUUGCCUCAGUCGUCUCUCUCUUUUCCCUAGAUAAUGUUAAAUUGGCUAGCAAUUUUUGGGAAGAUCUUGGUUUUGAUAUCACAUGGAAUCAAGCAGAAAAUGCUGUAUCGAAGCUGGUCGAUUCAACUCCUGGGGAUACUAUGACAACUACACAGCAAGGUUCAUGUUUUGAAGUUGGCCAUGGGAGUACAAAUCUUGUGGACGAGACUUCAAAUCGUUCUUUGUUCUCUGAAAAUGGUGAUACUGAAAUAGGUGAUGCUUUUAGCACAUCAACGCAUGUAUGCAGCGUUGAUCAACUUGAAGAUAUUAUUGAAGAUGCCAAAAGUAAUAAGAAAAACUUGCUUACUGAGAUGGAAACGGUUACAAAUAUAAUGAGAGAAGUUGAACUAAAGGAGAAAGAUGCAGAGAAGUCAAAGGAGGAAGCUGCUAGGGGAGGUUUAGAUACUCUUCAAAAGGUUGAGGAGCUCAAGAAGAUGCUGGAACAUGCGAAGGAAGCAAAUGACAUGCAUGCUGGAGAAGUAUAUGGAGAGAAGUCAAUUUUGGCCACUGAAGUAAAAGAGCUUGAAAACCGGUUGCUCAACUUAUCAGAAGAAAGAAACAAAUCUCUUGCUAUCCUUGAUGAGAUGCGAGGAAGUCUCGAAAUAAGACUAGCAGCAGCACUGGAGUUGAAAAAGACUGCUGAGAAAGAAAAGAAAGACAAAGAAGAUUCUGCACUUAAGGCACUUGCUGAGCAAGAAGCCAACAUGGAGAAAGUGGUCCAAGAAUCGAAGCUUCUACAGCAGGAGGCAGAGGAAAAUUCCAAGCUUCGAGAUUUUCUUAUGGAUCGUGGUCAGAUUGUUGAUACCUUACAAGGAGAAAUUUCUGUGAUCUGUCAAGAUGUGAAGCUGUUGAAAGAAAAAUUUGAAAACCGAGUGCCUUUAACCAAAUCGAUCUCCUCAAGCUUCACUAGUUCAUGCGGAUCAUCUAUGAAAAGCUUGGUGCUCGAGAACCCUUCUGAGCGAUUGAAUGGAGUGACUGAAACCUCAAACAACAACAAGUUCCCAGAAGCAGCAGCUUUCUUCAUGAACAAAGAGAAAGAUGAUUGUAGAGAUCUUCUUGAAGAUGGAUGGGACAUCUUUGACAAGGAGACCGAACAAGUUGUUUGGUACUGAAGAAUGAAGUUAUUGUACAUAUAGGGUACUUAAAUGCUAAAAAUAAAUGGAUUGGUUUCCUACUCUUUUAGACCAAAACUUGGAUUGGGAUUUAUAUGUGGUUCUAGCUUUAUUUAACUUAUGGAUUUUCUCAGUCUUUUUGUGGUUGUUUGACAAAGCCAAUGUUUUAAGAAAUUUUUUAGUAAAAGGGACGUUAAAUGAUCCAUAAACCUGUUAGAUUAUUCUAAUCUCUUCAAAAGAUGGUUCAAUGCAUAAUCAACAAUAAACAAACGGAAAUAAAGAUCGUAGAUAAUUGUUUUAACAUACAUCUACUCUAAAUCUUAUUACCAUGGAGCUACUCUAAAUCUUAUUAUUACCAUGGAGUCGAGACAGUUGUCUGAAACUCAAGCUCCUCAUCUUUGAUCUCUUGAUCAAUGGUUUCUGCACAUGUCUUCAUUUCACCAAUCCUUUUGUCAGCCGCUUCUUUCUUCUCCUUGGCAACCAAUGCUUGUCUCUUCUUCUCAAUAAUUAUGCGUUCAAAGUCAGCAAACUCUUCUUCAAACCUCUUCCUUUCGAUCUCUUCACAUUCAAUCUUCUUCUCAAGACAUUUUCUUUCCUCCGCUUUCUUUGCUCGCUUAUCUUGGAGGGGCAACACUUUGCUGAUCCGUGACAAUGGAUCUGUAACGUUGAAACCGUGCUUCUCGAGCUCCGCCAAAGAACUACUGAGGCUACUUAGUUUGCUUGAGGAAUCAUCGAGCUGCAGAUCUUUGACUUCCUUUAAUAAACAAUAGAAAGUCACCAUCAUACCAACCGCGGACCAUUCGCGGAUAUCUUCUUUAGCCUUGAACAACGGGCUGAAAUGAGGACUUUGUGGUAAUGAUUUGUACAAUUCAUCUGUUUCAUAGCUUUUCCAAAACGGUAACUUCUUUGCAAAAGGAGAAAUAGUUCGUGCACUCUUUGCUGGAGUUUCCUCUGCAUCAGCAGCAAAACUGUUCACCACACUCAAGCUCUGAUAAUAUGGUAGCUCAGUAGAGAGCGGCUGAUCAUCAACAUCAUCAUUGUUGCAGAUACUUUUACCUGUAUUACUAAUCUCAGACUCUGAACCAUUACAAGUCCCAUCAAUUUCAUCCAUAACGGAAGAAGCUGAGUUGUGUUUUUCUUCUCUCUUCCUUUUUGUGCUCCCGUCUUUGCUAUUCUCCUCCUCAGGCAACAUCUGUUGAGUUGAAUCAUUUCUCAAGCAAUUCUGAUUCCGCAUCGGCUCAAGUUUGUUUCCUUCAGCGUUGGCCUCUGUUUGUUUCAACGGUGUUACACAUGAAACAGAUUCUUCUGCUAUGGUUAUUACAGGAGGAGUAGUGUCAUUCAUCAGAGACCAAUCCCCAUCUUUUCCAACUUUCCAGUGGCAGCAACAGUUUCAGCUACAGAGAGUUCCUCGACAUUUUCCUCAGGGUUAAAAGAUAUUCUCGCAUGUUUUGUAGCCAUUUUAGGAGUCAUUGGCCUAGCACCAGAAGAAGAGCACAUUGGCUUCUGUUUGAUGGCGUUGGAAGGACUUUCCUUUACGGGUUUCUGCUGUGGUCCGUUAUGCCAAACCCCAUCUUCCCACACCUUAAAAGGCCUAAGAUCCGAGUGUUUCACGACCAACUUAUCCUUGGUAGCCUCUAAAGUAACCGUGUACUGUUUCUCAAUGUGAACUCCCUUCACCACCCCUUGACGCCAACUCGAACCAUGAAACACCUCUACACAAUCACGCAAGUCAUACUCUUCAACGAAAAAAAGAGGCGGUCUAGGCCUAACACAGCAUGAAUCAACCGUCAUGUUUGGUUUUGCCUCAUCAACACGGCAACUCAAGUGUUUAUUGCAUACCUUCACUAUAAAUUUCUUCUCACCACUCUCCUCAAUCUCCUUAACUAUCAUUGCCGUAACCCAGGAAACUUCAACUUUAUCUAUUACACAACUUACUUCAACUAAUGUCCCAGGGCUAAACAUGGACUUACUCAGUUCCCUGACUUCUGGUUGGACCCAUUCCGAACCCGUCCAGUCAAGAUGUGCUCGCAAAUGCUUUGUCUCGAACUGAAUAAUGUCUGGUGGACAAUCGAAGAGAACCAAAUAGCUGUCGUUCUCCAUUUUAUUUAUCACAACGCCGGUUCUCCAUCUGUGUUUGUAAUCAGCAUCAACCAUCGUUCCUUCCUCAAAAACGACGCCGUUGUAAAGGUUUUCCGGCGGAACCGGUCUUAUGAACCUCUGUUCGACCGUUGGAGGAGACGAAGAACCUUCUUUGUUGAGCGACUUCGUCAUGUAACUAAAUCGUAGCUUUUUGCUUUCCGAUGUCGGAUUCGUUGGGGUUUCCUCCAGAAUUGCUCUGUACCAAGCGUUUCUAAACCCAUCUUCUUCAGAGAAGAUCUCUACUUCACAAUCUUUGAAAAUCGCCAUUGACAGAAACUAACAAUGUUUAGGCUCCAAAAACAAAACCCUAAAAACAAAAGUAGUAAAAAUCCACUCUUGAAGUGACACCUUAAAACGGCAAUAUCCACUCUUGAAGUGAAAACAGCUCAGCUCACUU
Molecule: messenger RNA, 4542 nt
Organism: Arabidopsis thaliana (thale cress)
Lineage: Eukaryota; Viridiplantae; Streptophyta; Magnoliopsida; Brassicales; Brassicaceae
Product: ELKS/Rab6-interacting/CAST family protein
Exons: 9
Coding region: 291-2006 (571 amino acids)
Source: RefSeq, marked reviewed